GCGGCUUAAACUUGCAACGCGUAGAAGCGCGUCACGCUAAGAAAGCAAUAAUACUGUAGAUCCACGAAACUACUGAGAAGCAGCAGAACGUCAAUUGUCGACCGCUGAGCUGAUCAAUACCGAAUCGCAGCGAAUAACGAUACGAGCUACAGGUACGCAAGAUGGCACCCCCGCCUGCGUCGGUACCUCGGACACAGCAGACUAUCAGCAGCUUCUUCAAACGCCCCAGUGCCUCUCAGCCAGCACAGAAGCCCACCGCGUCGAGCACACGUCCGCAAGCUGAACAACAGACAAACUCGCGCUCGAGCACUGCACCCUCGCGGGAGCUGCUGUCUGUCAAGCAUGCGGGAUUGAAGCGGUUUGCGAACGGGAGCGUGGCUGGGAAGGAAGACGGCGGGAGUGACGAUAGAGAUCGGAAAGCUGCUGAGGUCAUGGCCGAAAAGAGGCAGAGAAUUGCGGGCGAGAGUGUGGCUAGUCGGCGGAAGAUUGCGAGUCUUGAGUUAGCUGCUAGGAAUGAAGACGAGGACCUAGCAGAUGAAGACGGGGAACAUGAUCCUGAAGACGACGAGACCGAGAGCGUGCCGUUGAAAAAGUCAGGUCGCGGGCAAGCUGGCAGCGCGAGCAAAGCUCCAAAGCUCACACCUCUCACUCAGCAAUAUAUUGAUAUCAAGCGGAAUCACAGAGAUACUAUACUGGCGGUUGAAGUUGGCUACAAGUAUCACUUUUAUGGCGAGGAUUCAGCUAUUGUCUCGAAAGAAUUGAAUAUAUUUCGAGUUCCGGGGUGGAAUUCGAUUGAAGAGGCUCUGAAUCCAUCGACCAGUUCCCGAUACCGGAAAUUUGCCUCUUCGAGCGUACCGGAUCACCGCAUCUACAUCCACCUAGAAAGGCUGAUUGAGAAAGGCUAUAAAGUAGGACUAGUCCAACAGACAGAGACCGCAGCGCUCAAAUCAGCAGGAACUAACAAAAGCGGUCCGUUCGAGCGUAAACUGACGCGGGUCUAUACGAAGGCAACGUACGUCGAUCGACCGAUCGAUGCCGAAGGCAUGUCAAGCUCGAAUGCGUCGUCAGGCUAUAUAUUCUGCAUUGCCGAGAACGAACUUCCGCACCAGAGAGUGUCGAUCGGGAUGCUCGCCAUAUCGGCUGCUACAGGGAGACUUGUCUACGAAGAGUUUGAGGACGGGUUUAUGAGGGCGGAGUUGGAGACUCGUUUGCUUCAUAUUCAUCCCAGUGAGAUUGUUGUGACGGGCCAGAUCAGCAAAGAGUCUGAAAAGCUGUUUUCGCAUAUAUCCAAGAAGGUCGCUACUGGGUCGCUUGACUCGGGAUCGAUACGGAUAGAGCAUGUUGAUCGGCCAUCUCUUGACGACGCGGUAAAUCAUUUGACGACAUUUUUUGGAACAAAGCUGCAGGACUCUCAGUCUUCCGGCUCAUCUAACUCGAGCUUUGAUGGUAUAUUAUCACUUCCCAACACGGUCAAGAUCUGUGUCUCCGUAGCAAUCGACUACAUGAAGCAAUACGGCCUGGACUCAAUCUUUGACCUCACAAUGAAAAUCGACAAUUUCCAAAACAAGACAUCGAUGCUUCUCAACGGCGACACUCUCAACAGUCUAGAAAUCUUCCGCAACCAGUCAGAUUUAACCUACAAAGGCAGUCUCUUCUGGAUCAUGGACCGGACUCGGACCCGGUUCGGGCAGCGGCUACUUCAGAGCUGGAUCGGUCAUCCUCUUAUUGACCGCGAAAAACUCGAGCUGAGAACGGCGGCGGUGGAAGAGCUGAAACAGGGGAAUAACCCACGAAUCGAGAAAUUGAGCAGGAUCCUGGCUCAGCUUCCCGAUUUGGAAACAGGGUUGAUGAAAAUCCACUACGGAAGAUGCAGGCCAUCCGAGCUAGGCUCGCUCUUGCACGCGUUUAAUAAAGCGUGCAACUCAUUCUCCAACUCGGACGGCGGCAGGUUCGUGUCGGAUGACUUGAACGAAUACUUUGAUACCCUGCCAAGCAUGGCAUUUGAGAUUUCGGAGUUUUUGGAAGCGGUUGAUGGUGAUGGCGCGGUGAAGAACGAUAAAGAGCGGUUUUUCAGAAACGAGGAGGAGUAUCCUGAUAUUAUCGAUAACAGACGGGGCCUUGCGGAAACAGAAAAGCUGCUAGAUGAGUUUUUGGUGACUGCUCGAAAGGAUGUGAACAAGUCAUAUCUACAGUACUCAACAGUGGCACAGAUCGAGUACCUGAUCGAAAUCCGUAACAACGAACUACGGAACGUGCCGAAAAACUGGAAGAAGAUUAGCGGGACCAAGACAGUAUCCCGCUUCCACCCUCCCGAGGUUCAGGAGCUACUCCGCAAACGAGAGCAGUACCGCGAGCUCCUCAAGCUCUCGUGCCAGGCGGCGUACGAUACCUUCAUGAAGGAGAUUGCAAAGUACUACGAGCAGCUGCGAAGUAUUGUCCAGGCGCUCGCGCAUCUGGAUUGUCUACUGGCGUUAGCAGCUGUCUCAGACCUCCCGGGCUACGUCAAGCCGACGUACGUGGACGAGCCUUGCGUGCUUGUUGAGGAGGGACGGCAUCCGAUGGUCGAGCAGCUGUUGCUAGACUCGUUUGUUCCGAACGAUAUCACGCUUUCGGCCAGCGGUAUUCACGCGAUGAUUAUAACCGGUCCUAAUAUGGGAGGCAAGAGCUCGUAUGUGAGACAGACGGCCUUGAUUGCGAUCAUGGGCCAGAUAGGAAGUUACGUGCCGGCCAAGUCAGCGACGCUUGGAAUGCUCGAUGCAGUUUAUACUCGAAUGGGCGCGUACGACAACAUGAUGAACGGCGAAUCAACAUUCAUGGUCGAACUCCUCGAAUGCGCCGACAUCAUGAAAUCCGCAACCUCCCGCUCGCUCGUCCUGCUCGAUGAGAUCGGCCGCGGUACGGGACCCGUUGACGGCGUCGCGAUCGCGCAGUCGGUGCUCGCGUACUUUAUCUCGGAUAUUAAAGCGCUGACGCUGUUCAUUACGCAUUAUCCGCAGCUGUGCUCGUUCUCGGAGGUUUAUCCCCGCGAGGUGGCUUGUUAUUAUAUGGAGUAUAUCGAGCAGGAGAACCCGGAGACGAAGGAGACGGAUAUUGCUUUUCUCUAUAAGGCCGCUCCGGGAAUAGCACAUCGGUCAUAUGGACUGAACGUCGCGCAACUGGCAGGAAUACCGCGAUCGAUAAUCACAGUCGCGGGCGAGAAAUCCCGGCAGCUGGAGCAGAGGCUGCGCUCGAUGGAGUCGUUGCAGUGGGCGACCAAGGUUCGCGAGGUGGUCACGAACGUGCUCGGAAAGCCAGAAGAGAGCGUUGAUGUCGAGGAGUUAUUAGUCUUGGCGCACGCGGCUUCUUCAAAGUGAGCACGUCUGUGGCUUGUUGGAAAAAUAAAAGGUCUAUUGCGGGAUGAGGCAUAUUCUAAAACAUAAGAUUGAUUCAUAACCAUAACGAAUGCAUAUAGUACAAAGUCUAAACGACCAAGAGUAUUUACAAAAAUAAAAGCUACCAAAAUAAACAGAACCAGUAUCGCAGGACUCUC
Molecule: messenger RNA, 3529 nt
Organism: Myxozyma melibiosi
Lineage: Eukaryota; Fungi; Ascomycota; Lipomycetes; Lipomycetales; Lipomycetaceae
Product: DNA mismatch repair protein Msh3
Exons: 9
Coding region: 162-3353 (1063 amino acids)
Biological process (GO): mitotic recombination; mismatch repair
Cellular component (GO): nucleus
Molecular function (GO): ATP-dependent DNA damage sensor activity; mismatched DNA binding; ATP binding
Source: RefSeq, a predicted model, not a curated record